This is a messenger RNA of Aegilops tauschii subsp. strangulata, 1016 nucleotides long. RefSeq names its product expansin-like A1. Lineage: Eukaryota; Viridiplantae; Streptophyta; Magnoliopsida; Poales; Poaceae. The record is from RefSeq and is a predicted model, not a curated record. Gene Ontology annotation, cellular component: extracellular region.
ACGGAUCCACCACUCCUCCGCCCGCAACAAAAUAAAAGAAAAGAUGACCGUCUCUCGCUGCCCCAUCCUUCUGCUCCCGCUCCUCUUCCUCUGCACCCUCCCGCCGCUCGCCUCCGCCUGCGACCGCUGCGUGCACCGCACCAGAGCCGCCUACUACGCCUCCUCUCUCACCCUCGCCGCCGGCUCCUGCCGGUACGGCGCGGCGGCCGCGUCCCUCAACGGCGACCUGCUCGCCGGGGCGGGCCCGGCCCUGUACAGACAAGGCGUCGGCUGCGGCGCGUGCUUCCAGGUGCGCUGCAAGGACGAGGAGCUCUGCGCUACCGCCGGCGUGAAGGUCGUCGUCACCGACCGCGCCAGCACCAAGACGAACGACACCGACCUCGUGCUGAGCAGCCCGGCGUUCGCCGCCAUGGCCCGCCCCGGCAUGGCUGGGCGGCUCUCCAAGCUCGGCGCCGUCGACGUCGAGUACAAGAGGGUGCCGUGCGUGUACGAGGGCAAGAACCUCUCGGUGCGGGUGGAGGAUCGGAGCCGCGCGCCCGGCGAGCUGGCCAUCACGAUCCUCUACCAGGGCGGACAGACCGACAUCGUCCAAGUCGACCUCGCGCAGGUCGGUUCAUCGUCGAGCUGGACAUCCCUGACACGCGACCACGGGUCGGCGUGGAGCACGAGCCUGGCGCCGCCGGGGCCGCUGCAGCUCAGGGCGGUGGUGACCGGCGGGUACGACGGGAAGUGGGUCUCGACCGAUCGGGAGGUCCUGCCGCGCCAGUGGCGCGCCGGCGAGGUCUACGACACCGGCGUCCAGAUCACCGACAUCGCCCAAGAAGACUGCUUCCCCUGCGACACGCAGGAGUGGAAGUGAAGGGUGACGGUGGACAAACGUGCAUGAGCUGCAGCUGAGGUGUGAGACACUACUAUGUAUCAACAUAAAAUGAUAAUAAGUAGAUGACGACGGCGAGGCCGUGGCCUGAACCGCCAGACGUAUAAAAUACAACAAAAUCCGGUGACCUUGUUGCUUA